Molecule: messenger RNA, 967 nt
Organism: Parathielavia appendiculata
Lineage: Eukaryota; Fungi; Ascomycota; Sordariomycetes; Sordariales; Chaetomiaceae
Exons: 2
Coding region: 1-780 (259 amino acids)
Biological process (GO): maturation of LSU-rRNA from tricistronic rRNA transcript (SSU-rRNA, 5.8S rRNA, LSU-rRNA); snoRNA localization; box C/D snoRNP assembly
Cellular component (GO): pre-snoRNP complex; nucleus
Source: RefSeq, a predicted model, not a curated record
AUGAGUCUUCGACACAGCGACAGCAGAAACAACGACGCUCUGCCGGUUGCCGAGGGCGAGACCUCUGCUCAGCAGUCGAGUAUGCUCGGCGCUGCUUCCACCGAAACGACCGCGCCGCACGCAGCAGAUCCCGCCUCGGAUGCGACCGCGAUUCCAGAUGCCGAUCCAUCAUCACCACCAAAGAAACUUGAACCCAAGCUUUGCGGCGUAUGCGGCAUACAACCGGGGAAGUACAAGUGCCCGCGAUGCUCCGUGCCAUACUGCUCGGUGGCCUGUAGCAAGCAACACAAAGAGAACCAUCCGCCCGACCCUCCAAAGUCAGACCAAACCUUCGCAGCCUUGAACACCGCCCAAAACACCCCGGCCGACGACGACCCCUACAGCAUUCUCCUCGACCACCGCAACGCCUUCCAGCGCCUUUUCGCGAGAUACCCGUCCCUCGCCGCCGAGCUGACCCGCAUCCAGGCCACCACCCUCCCGCCAGCCGAGACCCCCGGCUCUGCCUUCAACAUACCCGGCCUAGGCCCCUUCACAGCCAACACAGGUCGAAACCGACAGGAGCCCUGGACGAAGGAUGUUGGUCUGCGCAGGGGCGCCGAGGCGCUGCGCAAAGCGAGGAUGGACCCCAGCGACACCGGCGACGGGGUGCGUGAGUUUUGCGAAUUGGUGCGGUUCCUGUUGUCAAAGAAGAGGGAGGGCGUGGAGAGGGUCAGGGAAGAGGUGGUUGCUGCCGAGACGAGGGUUAUUGAGCGGUUGCUGAGGGAGGAAGGGGGUUGUUGAAGCCCUGCAAGCUAGGGAGGUGUUUGGAUUGUUAAGUUCUGUACGAGUUUGGUGGAAUCACCACCCGGGAGCGCCAUUGAGGGCUCCUGGGCAACACACCGCGCGAGCGAUAUGAGAUGCCCGCACGCAUGGUCAUCGUAUCAUUAUCAUUUACCAUACACAUCCCCAUGUCAUGACGCCAAGCAAG